AUGACCGAAUAUGGUUCAACAACAACAACAACGACAACAACAACAACAACAACUGCUACUACUACUACUACUACUACUACUACUACUACUACUACUACUACUACAACGACUACAGAUGCAAAGCCUCAUAUUCUUAAUAUUCAUGUCCAUUUGGAUGAGGAUGAAACACCGUUAAAAGCAAUCCUAAAUGACGGAAAAUGUGUGGAAAGUUUAAAAAUAAAAAAUUGUAAUUAA
Molecule: messenger RNA, 234 nt
Organism: Loa loa (African eye worm)
Lineage: Eukaryota; Metazoa; Nematoda; Chromadorea; Rhabditida; Onchocercidae
Exons: 1
Coding region: 1-234 (77 amino acids)
Source: RefSeq, a predicted model, not a curated record